Molecule: messenger RNA, 2493 nt
Organism: Alnus glutinosa
Lineage: Eukaryota; Viridiplantae; Streptophyta; Magnoliopsida; Fagales; Betulaceae
Product: wall-associated receptor kinase-like 14
Exons: 3
Coding region: 300-2396 (698 amino acids)
Biological process (GO): protein phosphorylation
Molecular function (GO): ATP binding; protein kinase activity
Source: RefSeq, a predicted model, not a curated record
AGUGUGAAGAGCGGUGUGAAAAACCAAACUAACGAGUCUCUCUGUCUCUCGUCAAUCGUCAUUGAUAGACACCUUUUUCUUUUUAUUCAUCUUCAUGUCUAAUCUUUUCCAAAUCGAUCAAUAUCAGAAAAUUUCCUGUCGAAGCCACAAGGCACAAGGGUAGCCUCUUUUCUCAGAAUUCACACUGCACAGAACCAAAUUCAACCAUUCAAGAACUGCAAUCCCGAGAUCCACCCUUGUCCCAGAGCCCCACUAAUUAAUUUCUUUGUCCAAAAGCACGUACACAGUACUCUAAUUCCAUGACUAGAGAAAACCCAGUAUUUCUGGUAUUGCUCGCAGUCAUCGCUGUCCUUCCGCUAGUCGUCACAGCCCACGCAUCAACCACCGAUUCCUGCAACCGAUCAUGCGGCUCAAAGACCCUCCUCUACCCCUUCGGCUUCUCCUCCGGCUGCGAAAUCCGCCUAAACUGUACCAACAGCACCAUCUUCGUCAACGACUUCCCUGUCCAAUCCGUAAAUCCCGACACCGUAAUGCUCGCCGUCACCUCCAAGUGCAACCGUUCCGUUCAAACGCUUAUCGAGCUCUUCAGCCCCAACUACGCACCCACGUCCCGAAACGCUAUUCUCUUGAAGAACUGCUCCGCGGCGAUGCCGCCUUGCUCGUUGCCGGCCACGAUCGUCUUCCAGACCCACUUCGAGUCGCAGGAUUGCGAAGCCAAUAACAGCACCAAUAACAUAAGUUGCUACACGGUGGGGAAAGAGCGUGCUUUCAUGGACGUUCACAACGUGUCGAAUAGGCACUGCCGGUACUUUGUUUCGUCGAUUACGGCCGAGUCGUUCAACAACUCGGCCUUGUCGCUGGAGGUUCAGGUGGUUGAGCUGGGGUGGUGGUUUGAGGGAGGGUGUGAUCAGUGUUCUAAGAGUGCCAAUUGUACCAAACUUGUGUCCCCAACGACUAAACAGCCAAGUUUUCGGUGCCGGUGCUAUGAUGGAUAUGAAGGUGACGGAUAUCGGGCCGGCACAGGUUGCCGGAAAGUUUCUUCAGUGUGCAACGCCAAAAGGUACAUGUCUGGCAAAUGUGGAGGAACAACUAGAGUGUCUGCUUUAAUCGGAGGCCUUGUUACCGGAGUUGUUAUAAUGACAGCUCUGGGUCUAGUAUGCUGUUGCAUACGGCGGCGCUCCAAAUCGAAAGCCAGACACAGUGCAAAACGCCGUCUAUCUGAAGCUACUGGCUGCUGCAGCAUUCCAAUCUAUGGCUACAAAGAAAUCGAGAAAGCCACAAAUAGCUUCUCAGAUAAACAAAGGCUGGGAACUGGAGCUUACGGAACAGUUUAUGCAGGAAAACUUCACAGUGACGAAUGGGUUGCCAUUAAAAGGAUCAAACAUAGAGAUACUGACAGCGUUGAGCAAGUCAUGAAUGAGAUCAAGCUCCUUUCAUCCGUCAGCCAUUCGAAUCUCGUCCGCCUCCUGGGUUGUUCUAUCGAAUAUGGUGAGCAAAUCCUCGUCUACGAGUUCAUGCCCAACGGAACUUUGUGUCAGCAUUUACACAGAGAGAGAGGAGACGGACUUCCCUGGCAAGUUCGCCUCACCAUUGCUUCCGAAACUGCUCAGGCCAUCGCCCAUCUCCACUCUGCUAUCAACCCUCCAAUAUACCACAGAGACAUCAAGUCAAGCAACAUUCUCUUGGAUUACGACUUCAAAUCCAAAGUUGCAGAUUUUGGUCUUUCUAGGCUUGGCAUGACUGAAAUAUCUCACAUUUCAACUGCUCCGCAAGGGACUCCAGGCUACCUUGAUCCUCAGUACCAUCAGUGUUUUCAUCUGUCUGAUAAAAGCGAUGUGUAUAGCUUUGGUGUAGUGCUUGUUGAGAUCAUUACAGCUUUGAAAGUGGUGGACUUCUCUCGGCCUCAAGAUGAAGUGAACUUGGCUGCUCUUGCUAUUGAUCGGAUAGGGAAGGGGCGCUUAGAUGAGAUUAUAGACCCUUUCCUUGAGCCGCAUAGCGAUGCUUGGACUCUUUCUUCAGUGCAUAAGGUGGCCGAGAUGGCAUUCAGAUGCCUUGCAUAUCACAGGGACAUGAGGCCUUCAAUGAUGGAAGUGGCGACAGAAUUGGAAAGAAUCAGGGCUAGUAGAUGGGAAUCUUCAGAAGAAAAAUAUAGUACAGCUUCGUCAGAGGUAUCUUCUUGCUCUUCUUCAUCCAAUCUAAGUGAAAAACCUCUAAGCGUCUCGGUUAAGAAGGCCAGAUUGGAAAGCAGAGGGCUGCUUGUGCUGCCGGUUGCGGCCGGGAGCUUUAACUCAAUGGACAUGGUGAGGAAUAAUUCACCAGUUUCUGUGCAGGACCCAUGGUUAAGUGAACAGAGUUCACCUUCAUCAAGCAGUUUGCUAAAUAAUGUAAUUCAGUGAUCUAAAACUGAUUUUCUUUGAGUGCAUAGGUUCAUCUUAAUUAAGCCGGCCUGUUAAUACCACCAAUAUAUAUUUUUCCAGUAUUACAGUUUUGUCA